This is a messenger RNA of Aspergillus heteromorphus CBS 117.55, 658 nucleotides long. RefSeq names its product ubiquinol-cytochrome c reductase complex assembly factor 2. Lineage: Eukaryota; Fungi; Ascomycota; Eurotiomycetes; Eurotiales; Aspergillaceae. The record is from RefSeq and is a predicted model, not a curated record. The coding region runs from base 1 to 387 and encodes 128 amino acids. Gene Ontology annotation, biological process: mitochondrial respiratory chain complex III assembly. The transcript has 2 exons. Gene Ontology annotation, cellular component: mitochondrion; Cbp3p-Cbp6 complex. Gene Ontology annotation, molecular function: ribosome binding.
AUGGCCGCCAAACCCAACCCCCAAGCCAUCCAAACGCGGAUCGCCCACCUCCUCAAACACUGGCCCGUCGAUAACGUGCGCCCGGCCUCCGUCUCCGUCCAGACCUACCUCCAAGCAUCCCUAUCGCAAGCCAACGCCGCCGAGUCACAGCAAAAGCAACCGCAACAAACGCCGCCCGUCAACAUCAGCCAGUCAUCCGCGGACGCGCUCUCAUCGCUGCUGGAGGACCGUUAUGCGAGACGGUACCCGUUGUCUCCGCGCAUGCGGCACCCGGCCAGCAACCCGGACUAUUACGACAAUCUUCUUCGGGAAAUCGACGAGGCGCCGUCGCGGGAUUGGCUGGGGCGGUUGAGGAAGAGGCUUGCGGGUGUCUUCAGGUUUAAAUAGAUACUACUGCGUGCGGGGCUGUUGGGUCUUUGUUUCUGCUUGGGUUGCGUUGCGUUGCGUUGCGUUUCUCCUGUACUGUACGGUGUAAGGGUGGGGAAAAGUGUACAUGCACAUGCUACUACUGUUGUAUCACUAUUGGGCUGCAUGAUGGGAUGGGAUGGAUUUGUCAGGGUUGGUUGUGAGACUCGGAGGCCGCGAGACGAGAGAAAAGAAAAUAAGUGGACAUCCCUGUACUUUUACGACAAUGUAUAUAUACUUAAUACUGCAUGCG